Molecule: messenger RNA, 582 nt
Organism: Rotaria sp. Silwood1
Lineage: Eukaryota; Metazoa; Rotifera; Eurotatoria; Philodinida; Philodinidae
Source: the annotation of a GenBank genome assembly
AUGUUAGAUACUCCUUAUGCUCCUACUGUCAGACCAUUAACACUUGCUGAAGAUCCUCAAGUACAACGACCUCGCAAGAUUCUUCUGACUAUGCUCGGCAUUUGUCUUGUUCUUUGUUUGGGCAAUACAAUUGUUGGAAUCGUGAAUCGUAUAGCAAAUCCUCAAGGAAGUGCAGAGCUUGGUCUACCUCUUUUGUCAAUUCUUUUCUACGGCUUUGGACUAUUCGUCACUUCUAAAUAUUCUGAAACAGGCUUGCGCGUGUUCGCUUGGCUGGGUGUGAUCAUGCUUAUUGGCAUGAGUAUUGUACUUGUAUUUGUCUUCAUGGGUGUUCUCGCAGAACGUCAUUCACACGUUGGUGGUACAUGGUAUGCAAAUCGAUAUCCAGAUUGUCAAGUCGAUAUUCCAUCGAAUCUGUAUUCAUAUUCAUUUGAAAUUAAUCCACAAUGCAGUCAUUAUUAUAGUCGUCAAUCUGAGAUUGCUGACUAUUUAGAAAAAUGUACAGACAACUAUGGUAUCCGUUCAUAUAUUCAUUUUGAUACGACAGUUACUCGAUGUGAUUGGCUUGAUGAACGGCAACUAUAG